Molecule: messenger RNA, 303 nt
Organism: Pipistrellus nathusii (Nathusius's pipistrelle)
Lineage: Eukaryota; Metazoa; Chordata; Mammalia; Chiroptera; Vespertilionidae
Source: the annotation of a GenBank genome assembly
AUGAGGAGGCUCUAUCCAGGGAUUAUUGAACACCGUGGCAGCAAGUCAUCCACUUCCACAUCCAUUUCUGCUACUGCUGCCAAGGGCAACUGUUUCCACUUCUUUUUGUUUUACCUACAGAAUCCUUCCUCUUCUGCGGAGUAUAUGAUAGAUAAGACAUUUUGUCUAGUGGUUCUGUGUCAUACCUUCACGGAGAAUGCUUAUCCUUCAUAUCUGUGUUGUAAUGUUUCUGGUUCAACUUGUUAUUCUUUUCAUCUUCUUCUACUUAUCAUCAUAACCUUGGUUAUGGAAACCCUCUGCUAA